Messenger RNA from Aphis gossypii (cotton aphid), 408 nucleotides. RefSeq lists its product as uncharacterized. Lineage: Eukaryota; Metazoa; Arthropoda; Insecta; Hemiptera; Aphididae. The transcript has 2 exons. The coding region runs from base 1 to 408 and encodes 135 amino acids. The record is from RefSeq and is a predicted model, not a curated record.
AUGUGGGAUUCAAAUCAUUACCCAACCAUUUCUAAACCUGGUAGUAAACACGUAACAGGUGCAUCUCAGCAGCAUCAGCAGUCGGUGGAAAUGUUUCCCGCUAAUUAUAUCCAUAUGAUCCGUAUGAUGGCGUACCAGCAGCAACUGUCGUACCAGCAGCAGCAACCGUUCCAGCAGAAGCUGUCGUACCAGCAGCAGCAACCGUUCCAGCAGGAGCUGUCGUAUCAGCAGCAGCAACCGUUCCAGCAGGAGCUGUCGUACCAGCAGCAGCAACCGUUCCAGCAGGAGCAACCGUACCAGCAGCUGCUGGUACAACAGCAACCGUACCAGCAGUGGCAGCAGCAGCAGCAGCAAGGGCAGCAGCGGCAGCAGCAGCAUAUGUUUAACGGCAGUACGUUUGAUAAUUAA